Molecule: messenger RNA, 633 nt
Organism: Drepanopeziza brunnea f. sp. 'multigermtubi' MB_m1
Lineage: Eukaryota; Fungi; Ascomycota; Leotiomycetes; Helotiales; Drepanopezizaceae
Source: RefSeq, a predicted model, not a curated record
AUGACCCAACCUUCGACCCCUCCAGAGCUCACUCCCCAGUUCUGCUUCUCAACCGUCGCAUUAAGAGGUUGCCAUAUCCUUCCCUCGUGCACAUAUCAAAGCUUACCCUUCGCUCUAGACUUUUUGCGAAUAUCCAGGUCUUCAAUUGACGACAGCAUAACGCAAAACCUGAACGCGCUCAUCACGCCCGCAUCGAUAGGCUUUGACCCAUCAUCCACCUCAGUCCGCAGCCCGCGAGCCUCGGACCCUCGCCGCAUACCUGGUGAAUCCUGCCAGAACUUCAAGAAUCAGGUCUUAUUCCCGUCCUGGCAGAUGCGUUCUGAUGUUCUGAACUACUGCGCCUCUGUGGCUACGAGCCCAGACCCCGAAGACCCGGAGUUGGUGCUGAGGAAGGUGGAGGGUGAGCAGGAUCGUAAGAGGGUGGUGGAUGAGCGGCUGGAUCCGUAUAGCUCAAGGUCCUUCCCUACAGAGGGAAGAACGGAGAGGCUGGCGGCGCUUAUCAGACAGGAGAGGGGCGUGGAGAAUAUUGUAAGAGCGAGGAGUUGGGGCUUGGUGAGGGAGAGGUGUGGUGAGGAUUGGAGGGACUGGAAGGAAGCUUUGAGCGAGUGGCGGAAGAGCAAAGAGGACAGAUGA